CUCACAGCUUCACUUUGCUUUAUGUUACCCAAGUCUUGACCAUUAUUUUAGUUCAGGCCUCAGGCCUCAUAUCGGGCCUCUGAUAAGGGUUCGUGUUUCAGGGCCUCAUCUUACUACAAUGCACUUUGGCUGAUCAGACUUUAUGUUGAAUCUCAUCCCACAGCCAUCUCCUCCUUCACCAAGAUGUGUCAUUUUCCUCUCUCCUGGGUUUCUUGCUGGGCUCACUCAGCUGCAUUGUCUUACAAGACCUCAGUUCCUUGGCUGUUCAAGGAUGGAGAGAUGGUUUCUGGUAGUGUAGAGGUUCCAAGACUUAACUCAAAAUCUUUCUGUAAAAGAGCACUGCUUCCUUUCCCUCUCUGCCAUCCCUCCCCUUGACCCAUGAGCAAAUCUGCUCUAGGUAGCCCUUUGAGACAGAAUUGGUGACCCAAGUGACGGUCCAAUGUUUUACUCACUAUAGGGUAAGAUUCACCCCUGGGCAGAGGACCAUCACAAAGGCCCAUGCUCCACUUAAGUCCCUGCUAAGACUGAGUUUGAAAGUUUAAGAUGGGACUAACAUUGUUCAUAGGCAUUGUACUCUCCCCCUGCCAAAGGGUGAAUUUCAAACUUAAAGGCCUGACAGGAAACAUACUGGAGGAAAUGGAAUGAUUCCCAUUUAUUUCAAAGGGGAUUGGAUCUGACCUGUUGGGAAUGGAGGUGGUGAGAAUGGAUAAAAAUGGCUCCCUGCUUCCUAGCAUGUUUAGAAUGAACUGCCCCAUGCCCCGAAUCACUACUAGCAUGAAUUGAAAGGACCAAACUGGGUUCCUUACACGAUACCCACUUGUGCUAUUGAUGCUGCUCAGAGUCACCUUGACAUUCAUUCUCAUUGCAGCGCCAAUGAAGUCAGUGGAAUGACACAAGAACGGUAGUUGGCCUAAACAAUUUUAAGAUGAAAGACAACUGAACAGUGCAACGUGCAUGUCACACCCUCUGAGGCUGAGAUUAGCCGAAUAAUCACCAACGCUGAGGAAAACAAUAUAACUAAUUAGGACCUCCUCCCAAAACGGCAUUGCAGAUCCUCCAGGAAGUCCUAGGAACUGUAUAUAAGUGCUCACAACUCAGAGCUCUUCUAAACACUUCUCUGGACUUCAUCUCCUCGGUGAACUGGGUUUACCUCCAUCCCAGAAAGAUGACUUUCUCCAGCCUGUACUAUCCAGAAUGCGGGGUGGCCCGACCCAGUCCAGUUACUGGCAGCGCCAACGAGCCGUGCGUUAGGCAGUGCCCUGACUCCGAAGUGGUGAUCAGACCCUCACCGGUUGUUGUGACCAUUCCAGGACCAAUUCUCAGCAAUUUCCCUCAGCAGAGUGAAGUAGCAGCCGUAGGAGCACCUGUGGUCGGAGCCGGUUUUGGAGGAUCAUUUGGUUUGGGAGGAUUGUACGGUUAUGGAGGCCAUUACGGAGGAUUGUAUGGUUUAGGGAGAUUAGGUGGUCACGGGGGCCAUUACGGUUAUGGGCGAUUAUUGGGCCAUGGGGGAUACUACGGUUACCCGGGCCUUUAUGGUUAUGGGGGAUUAUUAGGCCAUGGGGGAUACUGCGGUUACCCGGGCCUUUAUGGUUAUGGGGGAUUAUGGGGAUACGGGGGAUAUGGCCGUAGUGGAUAUUGUGGACCAUGUUAAACCCAGCAGGAACAUCCGUGGAUGACAGGAAAACCAGUAAAUGAACAGCAAGAUACAGAUUCACCCCUGAUCUUUUGGGCAUGGCUUUCAGAAGUGUUAUGCAAACAUGGCUCCAGUUGAACUCAGUGGGAGCUGUGGGUGCUCAGCACCUUGUGCUGACAGCCAUGCUGCCUUUCUAAUGUUACGCUUUGUGACUCUUUCUGCUAAUGCUUUCCCAGCUAUGUGCUGAUUCUCUUUUUCACAUGUGGACUCAUUCUGAAUUACAUGCAGGCUGUUUACACUGACCCCUCAGUGUGAAGUAAACAGGGGCCUUAAGAUAGGCAUCAUUUAUGUUUAUUAUCACUUAAGUCCCUUUAGAAUUAGGAUCUAUAUGUUCUAUCCUUUCCAUCAGUAUGUACCUUUAAUGCCUCACUUUGAUAUUUGCUGUGGGCAGAUGUCUAAUGGAGAAGCUGCGUAGUCCCCUGCUUUGAUUUUGCUUUGUCUCAUUUUCUACCGACCUGGGGUAAAACAAAGAACUUAUAAUGGUUACAAAGGGGACUUGUUUCUCAACCUCUGCAGCAGCAACAAAGCAAACAGAACAUCGUGUCUGAAAUGAGCCCCACUGAGGCGUGUGAUUGGUCGCAACUCUUCUUGAAACACUGGAAAAACAUUCUUUCUGCUCUGUAGUAUUUCUUCCUGUAACUGUGUACUGCCAAUUUCAUCUGCAUUAAAAACUCUG
This is a messenger RNA of Mauremys mutica (yellowpond turtle), 2369 nucleotides long. Its product is annotated as claw keratin-like. The record is from RefSeq and is a predicted model, not a curated record. Bases 1166 to 1651 code for a protein of 161 amino acids. Gene Ontology annotation, cellular component: intermediate filament. Gene Ontology annotation, molecular function: structural constituent of cytoskeleton. The transcript is spliced from 2 exons. Lineage: Eukaryota; Metazoa; Chordata; Testudines; Geoemydidae.